AUGGCUACACAAAAACCAGGAGAGUGGGCCAACUCAUUGUUGGCCCGUUUUGAGGAACAGCUUCCCUAUCGUACUGGACCACAUGGUACUCAGGCACGCCUCAGCAUUGAUGAAACCAUGAACUGCUUGAUACAGAUCUCUCGUUACCGAUUUUCUUUGGUGAUUUCCGGUUUGACGAAAAUGUUGCAGCGUGUGAACGAAAUUUUCAUUAUUUUACAGUUUCAACCGCCUGCCUGUCGCGGCCAUGAACCGGAACGCUGUUGCUAUGACUCGUUGAUCAUAAUCUUAGAAACGCUGGAGCGCUGUUUAUCCGGCCAAUCAAAGGAUACAGCACGUUUCGAAGAAGCCAUGAAUGUGAAGCUGCUAUUGAGAGAAAUUUGUCAGUUCAUUGAUAUUCAAAAUGAAAACAAUCAAAAUGCUACUUCGUUAAAAGCGCUUGCAUCGAAAGUCCUGUUUGCAUUGUCACAAAAUCAUUUCGGUGCGGUAUUUAAUCGCAUAUCGGCACGUCUGCAAGAACUGAGUACUUGUGCGGAAGAAAACCCCGACUACAGUGAUAUUGAGCUAAUCCAGCACAUCGAUUUAGAUGUGCACCGGCUGACAAAACUUCUGACCGAAACAAUCCAAAAGUUUAAAUCAUUGAAAAAGUCUGCCCACAUGAUCCUGCUCAGUUCGCUGGAAAAAGCGCUCUGGAACUGGAUAGAGUUCCAUCCAAAGGAGUUCGAAGACUUACAGCGAAACCCAAACGACGAGUUGAGCAAAUGUUGCGAAACGUUUUUCGAUAUACUGGAUUCAUAUUCAGAAAACAAGAAAGCACGAGCGGCCGUCUGGCCGUUGCAGAUAAUGCUACUAAUACUUAGUCCGAAGGUUCUGGAGGAGAUUGUCAAUGCCGAUUCGGGUGCUCCGUGCUCACCACGCCAUCUAAAGAAGAAACAUUUUAUGGAAGGCAUCAAGAAAGGACUAGGGGCACACGCGUCCUCAAAACAAUCAACCGAAUCGGCAGCAAUCGCAUGUGUGAAGCUGUGCAAAGCGUCCACGUACAUCAACAUAAAUGAUUCGAACAACGUCACGUUUCAGCUUGUGCAAAGCGUAAUUAAUGACCUAAAGGCGCUGUUAUUCAACCCGGUAAAACCAUUCUCGCGAGGACAAGGUUUCAAUUUUCAAGAUAUCGAUCUCAUGAUCGACUGCUGGGUGUCCUGUUUUCGUAUAAAACCGCACAAUAACGAGGCACUCAAAGUGUGUCUCAGCUUGAAUUCUCCGCCAGCUUAUCACUUUGUCAUCGUAAGCUCGCUGUUGAAAAUCGUCACACAAGCUCGGUUACCAUGGUGGCCACAGAUCGAUCUUGUGUAUGCCAGAUCGGGAGAACUACGAGGUCUCUUUACGGAUACGCUAAACAAGGCAACCCAGGGUUACAUCGCACAUACACCACUCCGAAUGAUCACCUCGUUGACACUUAAAUCAAAAGAUGCCCAGAGCCGAUUGACAAGACCGGACGAAGGGCCGGCCCACAAAGCUUUGCUGUUGCUCAUGGUGCGUCUCAUCCAUGCCGAUCCCAUGUUGCUGUUAAAUAGUCUCGGAAAGGCAGGUCACGAGGUACAAAGUUCUACGCUCGAGCUAAUCAACGGACUCGUAUCGCUCGUACAUCAGCCGACCAUGCCAGACGUUGCACAGGAAGCAAUGGAGGCUCUACUAGCGCUUCAUUCGCCUGAUAAGAUAGAAGUAUGGAACCCGGAGGCUCCUAUCAAUACUUUCUGGGAUGUGAGUUCACAGGUUCUGUUUUCAAUUUCGCAAAAGCUAAUUCAGCAUCAGAUUGCCAACUACACGGACGUUCUCAAGUGGCUACGCGAGAUACUGAUUUGCCGAAAUACGUUCCUGCAAAGGCAUAAGGAUUACGCAAACGUUGGAAGUCAGAUAGCGAUUUGUCGACAAGCACAUAUAAAAUUAGAAGUUGUGUUCUUCAUGUAUCUAUGGUCUGUUGAUUUGGAUGCGGUAAUGGUAUCGCUUUCCUGCUUCGGGUUGCUUUGUGAAGAAGCCGAAAUACGGUCCGGUUCUGAUGAGCUUACAGUCGGCUUUAUUCUACCAAACUAUCAUCUCUAUCAGGACCUUUCGCAUACUUCAGCAACACUAACAUCUCCACAGAACGCCGAAUCACGUUACAGCUUUUUCGAGCAUCUACAUGGUCGUGUGACACUGCAGCGCAAUAUAAUGUCGCUGUUGCGAAAGAUUGAGCAUUGCGUAAACGGCGUGCAGCCGGCAUGGGAAGAAACAUUUCGCAAUUGGGAGGUAACGAGUAAGCUAUUGCAGAACUACCCUAAAGGUAAACCAGAAGAAGGCCAGGCCGAAGUAUUUCACCGUAGUAUGGGCAAAAGGCGCGCAAGUCAUCAAAGCUCAGAACAUGAUCUCGAAGAACAAAUUACCGAAUGGGCUAAUAUGACGUGGUUUCUUCUGGCACUCGGCGGCGUUUGUCUGCAGAAACCUCGAAAUCAACGACAGACGGCCCAAGGAUACAAUCUUCCGCUAGGAACUGCAGGACCUUCGUUAAUGCAAUCGACAACCUCUCUUUCCAGUUCGAGCUCGGGCCGUGGCUCGAUGCAUCCAAUCAUGGGAUCUUUAGUAUCAUCAAUCGGGCCGGGCAGCAGCCAAGAGGUUCAAUAUUGUCCCGUAACACAGUUCAUCGGUCAACUUCUGCGCUUGCUUGUUUGCAAUAAUGAGAAGUUCGGUCCCCAGAUCCAGAAGCACGUGAAGGAGCUUGUCGGGCAGGAAAUGUCUGCCCAUCUUUACCCAAUCCUAUUCGAUCAGAUACGGUCGAUUGUGGAAAAGUUCUUUGACCAGCAGGGUCAAGUAGUCGUCACGGAUAUCAACACCCAAUUUAUCGAGCAUACAAUCUACAUUAUGAAGUCCGUGCUAGAUGGUCGACAAAGCAAGGAUCAGAAUGAUCAACCUGCGAAUGCGGAGCAUCUCGGCGUUACGAGCAUUGAAAAUUUAAUGCUAGCAAUCGUACGCUAUGUGCGGCAUCUGGAUAUGACCGUACAUGCAAUCCAUAUCAAGACCAAGCUAUGCCAACUGGUAGAAGUGAUGAUGAAGCGUCGUGAUGAUCUGGCUUUCCGUCAGGAAAUGAAGUUUCGCAAUAAGCUGGUAGAAUAUCUGACCGAUUGGGUCAUGGGUACAUCGCACCAAAUAGCACCACCCGGAUCAGGUGAUGUGACGAUAAUUACUCGUGAUCUUGAUCAAGCGUGUAUGGAAGCAGUGGCGGCAUUAUUGCGUGGAUUACCCCUACAACCAGAAGAGUCUGAUCGCGGUGAUUUGAUGGAUGCGAAGAGUGCUUUGUUUUUGAAAUAUUUUACACUGUUCAUGAACCUACUGAACGAUUGCGUAGAUGGUUCAGAGGCGGAUAAAGAUACGAAUAAUCCCCCCUUGUUACCUCCCCGGCCUAGAGUGGCCGCAGGGAAACUCACCGCUUUGCGGAACGCAACUAUUCAGGCGAUGUCGAAUCUGUUGAGUGCGAACAUAGAUUCGGGUCUGAUGCAUUCGAUUGAUCUUGGGUACAAUCCUGAUCUACAGACUCGUGCAGCGUUCAUGGAAGUUUUGACGCAAAUUCUGCAACAGGGGACAGAAUUCGAUACACUCGCGGAAUCUGUGAUGGCCGAUAGAUUCGAACAGCUGGUACAGUUAGUCACAAUGAUAAGCGACAAAGGCGAAUUGCCCAUUGCGAUGGCUCUCGCCUCCGUAGUUACUACCUCCCAAAUGGACGAACUAGCGCGCGUGCUGGUAACGCUAUUCGAUGCAAAGCACCUGCUGUCACCGCUGUUGUGGAACAUGUUCUAUCGAGAAGUUGAAGUUUCGGAUUGCAUGCAGACACUUUUCCGUGGAAAUUCGCUCGGAAGCAAGAUUAUGGCCUUUUGUUUUAAAAUUUAUGGUGCAAGCUAUUUGCAAGGCCUGCUGGAGCCCCUAAUUAGGCCUUUGUUGGAAGAGCCGACAAGCAGCUUCGAGGUGGAUCCGGCUCGUAUCGAACCGAGUGAAGAUAUUGAAGUGAAUCGUAAAAAUCUGAUUGCACUCACACAAAAAGUGUUUGAUGCGAUUGUUAAUUCGGCAGAUAGGUUUCCGCCGCAACUUCGUUCGAUGUGUCACUGCUUGUAUCAGGUGCUGAGCAAACGGUUCCCGAACCUCCUGCAAAACAAUAUCGGAGCCGUAGGAACGGUGAUUUUCUUGCGUUUCAUCAACCCAGCGAUAGUGUCACCCCAGGAACUGGGAAUCGUUGGAAAACAAGUACCGACGCAAAUAAAGCGAGGACUAAUGUUGAUGUCCAAAAUUCUACAAAAUAUUGCCAACCACGUGGAAUUUUCGAAAGAGCAGCACAUGUUAUGUUUUAAUGAUUUCCUACGCGCUCACUUUGAGGCUGGACGACGUUUCUUCAUUCAAAUUGCAUCGGACUGUGAAACGGUUGAUCAAACGUCGCAUAGCAUGAGCUUCAUAUCAGAUGCGAAUGUACUUGCGCUGCAUCGUUUGCUCUGGUCGCACCAGGAACGAAUUGGUGACUACCUUUCGAGUAGUCGAGAUCACAAGGCAGUUGGAAGACGACCGUUUGAUAAGAUGGCUACACUGCUCGCUUAUUUAGGUCCUCCGGAGCACAAACCGGUGGAUUCGCAUCUGCUAUUCUCAUCUUACGCCCGCUGGAGUUCGAUCGAUAUGUCGUCGACAAACUUUGAAGAGAUUAUGGUGAAGCACCAAAUGCACGAGAAGGAAGAGUUCAAGACCCUAAAAUCGAUGAACAUCUUCUACCAAGCAGGAACGAGCAAGGCUGGCAAUCCCGUGUUCUACUACAUAGCCCGUCGUUAUAAGAUCGGUGAAACAAAUGGCGAUUUGCUAAUCUACCACGUAAUACUUACGCUAAAACCCUUUUGUCACUCACCGUUUGAAGUGGUGAUCGAUUUCACACAUACAUGUUCGGACAACCGCUUCCGUACAGAAUUUUUGCAAAAGUGGUUUUAUGUUUUGCCUGAGGUUGCGUAUGAGAAUCUUUACGCUGCCUACAUCUACAACUGCAACUCUUGGGUACGGGAAUACACAAAGUUUCAUGACCGUAUACUCGCUCCGCUGAAGGGUUGCCGGAAGUUGAUCUUUCUCGAUUCUCCGGCAAAAUUGAACGAUGUGAUUGACCCCGAACAACAAAAGCUCCCCGGAGCAACACUUUCUCUAGACGAAGAUCUGAAGGUGUUCAAUAAUGCGCUCAAGUUGAGCCACAAAGAUACAAAAGUAGCGAUAAAAGUUGGUCCCACAGCACUGCAGAUUACAUCAGCCGAAAAGACAAAGGUGCUAGCUCACUCAGUACUUCUGAACGAUGUAUACUACGCAUCGGAAAUUGAGGAGGUGUGUCUAGUGGACGACAACCAGUUUACGCUUUCCAUCGCAAAUGAGAGUUCGCAGCUAAGCUUCAUCCAUAAUGAUUGCGAUAACAUCGUGCAGGCGAUCAUCCACAUUCGCAACCGCUGGGAGCUCAGUCAGCCCGACUCGGUUACAGUACAUCAAAAGAUCCGGCCGAAAGAUGUGCCAGGAACACUACUGAAUAUGGCACUGCUAAACCUUGGUUCAUCGGAUCCAAAUCUUCGAACAGCUGCAUAUAAUCAACUUUGCGCACUAACGGCCACCUUCGACUUGAAGAUUGAGGGUCAGCUGCUUGAAACGCAGGGACUCUGUAUACCGUCGAACAACACAAUCUUUAUUAAAUCAGUAAGCGAAACACUGGCUACCAAUGAACCACAUCUGACGCUAGAAUUCCUUGAGGAGUGCAUCCAGGGAUUCCAGCGUAGUACUAUUGAAUUGAAACAUUUGUGUCUCGAGUACAUGACGCCCUGGUUAGCUAAUUUGGUGCGUUUCUGCAAACCAUCGGACGAAGGCAAACGGCAAAAGCAAGUGGCACUAAUUCUAGAGAAAUUGAUUAAUCUCACCAUCGAGCAGAAGGAAAUGUAUCCCUCAAUACAGGCAAAGAUCUGGGGCUCGAUUGGGCAAAUCCCAGAGCUGAUCGAUAUGGUGCUGGACAAUUUCAUACACAAGUCCGUGAGCUCUGGUCUCGGAUCGCCACAGGUUGAAAUAAUGGCAGAUACCGCCGUUGCACUUGCUUCCGCAAACGUACAGCUUGUGGCAAAAAAGGUGAUUGGUCGACUAUGCCGUGUGAUGGACAAAACGUGUCACUCUCCGACACAGUACCUCGAGCAACACAUGAUGUGGGACGAUAUUGCAAUCCUCGCGCGCUACUUGCUGAUGCUUUCGUUCAACAACUGUCUCGAUGUGGCACGCCAUCUCCCGUACCUGUUCCACACGGUUACGUUUCUUGUCUGCACCGGUUCACUGUCGAUGCGAGCCUCGACUCAUGGACUCGUAAUCAACAUCAUCCACUCGCUAUGUACCUGCACUAAGCCGUCCUUCUCAGAGGAAACUCAAAGGGUGUUGCGUUUAUCGUUGGAUGAGUUCUCCUUACCAAAAUUCUAUCUGUUAUUCGGCAUCAGCAAGGUAAAAUCUGCCGCUGUAACCGCUUUCCGCUCAUCCUGUCGUCAUCCCAACGAUCGAUGGCUAGGCAACGAACGUGUAUCCCAGGCACCUCCGGCCGAUCGCGAGCGUCUCGCUCUCCCAUCGCUUGAAGUAAUCACAGAGGCGUUAUUAGAAAUUAUGGAAGCCUGUAUGCGUGAUAUUCCCGACUGCGAUUGGUUGCAAACGUGGACAUCACUUGCAAAAAGCUUCGCUUUCUGCUUCAAUCCCGCACUGCAGCCACGGGCACUUAUUGUGUUUGGGUGCAUUUCUAAGAGUGUCACGGACCAGGAUGUUAAACAACUGCUACGUAUUCUUGUGAAAGCGCUCGAAUCAUUUAAUGACAUAAUUUUGCUCGAAGCACUAGUGAUGUGCCUGACGCGGCUUCAACCACUUCUCCGGCCAGAAUCUCCGAUUCAUCGGGCGCUCUUCUGGGUUGCGGUAAGCGUUUUGCAAUUGGACGAAUCUACAUUAUAUGCUGCCGGAUUGGCACUACUUGAGCAAAACCUUCACACGCUCAACUCGCAGCAGUUAUUUGACAACCAAAACAUAGCCGAUGUGAUGAUGGCCACACGAGAGCCAUUGGAAUGGCAUUUCAAGCAACUUGAUCAUGCCGUCGGUUUAUCAUUCAAGUCCAAUUUUCACUUUGCGCUCGUUGGUCAUCUGUUGAAAGGGUUCCGACAUCCUACACCAACUACCGUCUCUCGGACAUCACGCGUGCUGACAAUGUUGCUGGGAAUUGUUGCCAAACCUCAUCGGCGUGACAAAUUUGAAGUAACACCGGACAGUGUCGCUUACUUAACUGCACUCGUUUGUUUCUCCGAAGAAGUACGUUCGCGAUGCCACGUAAAACACACCGUUCCUCGAUGGCCUGUAGAGUCGGGUGGUUCUGGUGAUUCGGGCAGUGGCAGCAGUAACGAUCCGUCUGCACCAAACUCUGCCGGCGGUGGACCACUAACCGGUGGCUCAGGUGCCAUUACUUCUAGUACAUCUGGUGGAAAUAGCGUGCGACGUCAAAAAUCCUGGGAUAUGUUGGAUCAGUCCGCUAUCCAGUAUGCACGCCAGUCGCACAAAGUGCAACAGCACCAGGAACCGGUGGUAAUCAGAGGAAAAUCUUGGAGAAGUCUUGAUUCAGCGCACAAUCCACACCUGGGGAUGAUCAGUCAUUCCUCUUUUGUUACUCACGGUAACACCAUCACUACCACCACCAACAACAACAUCAACAAUAUGAUCAACAUGAACAGCAACACUUCAAAUUCCAUCACCAUAGGCAUGCCCAAUUUGAACAACAACCCCAUCAUUACUAACAUCAGCAGCAACACUAACAAUUCUUCUACGUCUAGUAGUACCUUCGUAACUGCUAGUACUACUGCCGCUAACGCAGCCAAUGUGGCUGCGUCCAUUGGCGUCGGUGCGUACCAAAGCCAGAGGAACGAUUUUCGUAACCGCCGCUCCUCGUCCGAACCGGUCAAUCAUGGGCAAAUGGUUCUGAUAAACCCGAACGUUGCCAAACUGAUUGCGCUCAAUCAGGGCCACACGCCCACGUAUGGCUAUGGUGCAAAUGUUGGUAGUGCUACGACCGGGGCAACCGGUGCUGCUACUGUUGCACACACGAUUGCCUGCGCUCAGCCUGCACCGCCAACAUCUCCACUUCCGCCGGUCAUCGGAACGUUGCCGACAAUGCCAACAGCGGACGAAGAGCCUGCCGAGCAGACAAGGGAUGCGGCAAAGAAAGGGACAAAGGACGAAAGCGAGAACUUUAUCGUCGACUGCUUGCAAGACAUAUCAUCGAUCAAAAUUGCACGAAUGCUGUUCAAAACCCACCGCUCCUUCUCUGUUCCAACCACCAAAGAACGCCUGGGUAAAUCAACGCGGAUUGACAAUCGCCAGAAGGAACGUGGUUCACGGUCAUCAGUCUCGAACGAAUCAAACGUACUGCUCGAUCCAGAAGUGCUACCCGAUUCAUCCACGCAGGCGCUGGUGCUAACGGUCCUGGCGACGCUGGUGAAGUACACUACUGACGAGGCUGAAACACGUGUCCUCUAUCAGUACCUAGCGGAAGGGUCAAUCGUAUUUCCGAAAGUUUUCCCUGUUAUUCAUUCACUGUUGGAUCAGAAGGUGAACAAUGUCCUAUCCGUGUCGAAUGACCAAAUCGUACUAGCUUCGGUGCAGAGCAUCAUACAGAAUAUGCUAGCAAGUGAAGACGCCAGCCAGCAACCGUUGCACUUCCUGCAAAGUUGUGGUUUCGGGGGACUAUGGCGUUUUGCAGGACCCUUCACUAAGUACAAUAUGAUGGUCGAAUCGUCCGAGCUGUUCGUAAACUUUCUGGAAGCGAUGGUGGAAACUUGCCUCCCGGUGGAGGAAACCACCCCGAUGCCACCGUCCCCGCGGCCGUACAAUCUCAGCUCCAGCUUAAGCAGUCUCACUCUUGGUUCGCCGACAGACAAAGAAUCUCUAGAUCACGAUGGCUUUAGCGGAAGCGUUAGUUCGCUGCGUCGUGCGUCCUGCAGCAAGGCCCGUACAGGCACCAAGCAUCGUUUCAUAGACAGUCCGACGCACAAUAUCUAG
Messenger RNA from Anopheles marshallii, 9087 nucleotides. It is a transcript of the gene Nf1, whose product is annotated as neurofibromin. NCBI's taxonomy places the organism in Eukaryota, Metazoa, Arthropoda, Insecta, Diptera, Culicidae. The record is from RefSeq and is a predicted model, not a curated record. Bases 1 to 9087 code for a protein of 3028 amino acids. Gene Ontology annotation, biological process: regulation of GTPase activity. The transcript has 11 exons.